AUGGGCAACGAGGCCAGCCUGGAGGGCGGCGCUGGCGACGGGCCGCUGCCGCCCGGCGGCUCCGGCCCCGGCCCCGGCGCAGGGAAGCCGCCUUCAGCACCGGCUGGUGGAGGACAGCUCCCGGCGUCAGGCGGGGCGCGGGCAACCGCCGGACCACCGGGUCCAGGCCCCGGGCCCGGUGCCGGCCCGGGCACCGUUUCCAGGAGACUGGACCCCAAGGAGCCCCUGGGUAGCCAGAGAGCAGCUUCCCCAACCCCGAAGCAGCCUUCUGCUCCUGCUCCCAGCCGUGAGAGCCCCCAGGAGACAAGGGCACAGGGCCCAGCUGGCCAGGAGGCUGAUGGCCCCCGCAGGACGCUGCAGGUAGACAGCAGGACGCAGAGAUCAGGGCGGUCCCCCUCUGUGUCACCGGACAGAGGCAGCACCCCCACAUCACCCUACUCCGUCCCCCAGAUCGCCCCCCUUCCCAGCAGCACGCUGUGUCCCAUAUGUAAGACCUCGGAUCUCACGUCAACCCCCAGCCAGCCAAACUUCAACACCUGCACCCAGUGUCACAACAAGGUCUGCAACCAGUGUGGGUUCAACCCCAACCCUCAUCUCACCCAGAAAACCGAGUGGCUCUGUCUGAACUGCCAAACUAAGCGGCUGCUGGAGGGCAGCCUGGGAGAGCCGACCCCACUGACCCUGCCCACCUCACAGCAGCCCCCUGUAGGGGCCCCUCACCGUGCAGCUGGAACAGCCCCUCCGAAGCAGAAAGGGCCACCGGGGCUGGGCCAGCCAUCAGGCCCCCCGCCUGCCAAGGCCAGUCCCCUGCCCACCAAGGCCAGUCCCCUUCCUACCAAGGCUAGUCCCCAAACCAAGCCCCUCAGGGCUUCUGAACCCAUCAGGACCCCGAGCAGUGCCCAGGAAAAGAAGACAGGAGUCCCAGCUAAAGCUGAGCCGGUGCUGAAGCCACCUCCAGAGACUACCCUGCCCCCUGGGAUUCCUAAAGCAAAGGCUGGGGUGCGGAGGACUGAACCUGCCACCCCCGUCGUCAAGGCAGGGGUUCCAGAAGCCCCCAAGGGUGGGGAGGCGGAGGAGCCGGUGGGCAAGCCUUACUCUCAGGACCUGUCUCGGAGCCCGCAGAGCCUCAGCGACACAGGCUAUUCCUCCGAUGGUGUCUCCAGCUCCCAGAGUGAGAUCACAGGCAUUGUGCAGCAGGAGGUGGAACAGCUGGACAGUGCAGGGGCGACAGGGCCAUGCCCGCCCAGCCCCUCUGAGCUCCACAAGGUGGGGAGCAGCAUGAGGCCUUCGCUGGAGGCCCAGGGCCCGGCCCCCAGUGGUGAGCGGAGAAAGCCCCGCUACGGCAGUGGUGAGGAGCAGAAGCGGCGGCCCCACUCCUUGUCCAUCAUGCCCGAGGCCUUCAACUCGGAUGAGGAGCUGGAGGAUAUCCUGGAGGAAGAAGACUCUCUGGAGUGGGGGCGCCGGAGGGAGCAGCAGGACACAGCUGAGUCCUCAGAUGACUUCGGCAGCCAGCUGAGGCAUGACUAUGUGGAGGACAGCAGUGAGGGUGGCCUGUCCCCUCUUCCGCCCCAGCCCCCAUCCCGGGCAGCAGAACUGACUGAUGAGGAGUUCAUGAGGCGGCAGAUCCUGGAGAUGAGUGCCGAAGAAGACAACCUGGAGGAGGAUGACGCUGCCCCCCCCAGGCACGGCCCCGUCAAACAUGGCUCGCAGAAGGGCAGCCCCCGGCCCAGGCCCGAGCCCAGCCAAGAGCAGGGAGCGCUGCCCAAGAGGCGCCUGCCCCACAACGCCACCACGGGCUAUGAGGAGCUGCUUUCCGAGGGAGGCCCAGCAGAGGCUGCAGACGGCAGUGGGGCUCUGCAGGGCGGGCUCCGCCGCUUCAAGACCAUCGAGCUCAAUAGCACGGGCAGCUACGGCCAUGAGCUGGACCUGGGACAAGGCCCUGACCCCAGCCUGGACCGGGAGCCCGAGCUGGAGAUGGAGAGCCUGACGGGCUCGCCUGAGGACCGCUCCCGCGGGGAGCACUCCUCCACACUGCCAGCCUCCACACCCAGCUACACCUCGGGCACCUCGCCCACCUCCCUGUCCUCGCUGGAGGAGGACAGUGACAGCAGCCCCAGCCGCCGGCAGCGGCUGGAAGAAGCCAAGCAGCAGCGCAAGGCCCGGCACCGCUCACAUGGGCCCCUGCUGCCCACCAUCGAGGACUCCUCAGAGGAGGAGGAGCUGCGGGAAGAGGAGGAGCUGCUGCGCGAGCAGGAGAAGAUGCGGGAGGUGGAGCAGCAGCGCAUCCGCAGCACGGCCCGCAAGACCCGGCGUGACAAGGAGGAGCUGCGGGCCCAGCGGCGGCGUGAGCGCUCCAAGACCCCCCCCAGCAACCUGUCGCCCAUUGAGGAUGCCUCCCCCACAGAGGAGCUGAGGCAGGCGGCCGAGAUGGAGGAGCUACAUCGCUCCUCCUGCUCCGAGUACUCGCCCUCGCCCUCCCUUGACUCGGAGGCUGAAGCCCUGGAUGGGGGCCCCCCUCGGCUCUACAAGUCAGGCAGUGAGUACAACCUGCCCACCUUCAUGUCCCUCUACUCUCCAACCGAGACACCCUUGGGCAGCACCACCACUCCCAGUUCCGGCCGGCCCCUCAAGAGCGCUGAGGAGGCCUAUGAGGAGAUGAUGCGGAAGGCCGAGCUGCUCCAGCGGCAACAAGGCCAGGCAGCAGGGGGCCGUGGGCCCCAUGGUGGCCCCUCUCAGCCCGUAGGCCCCCGGGGCCAGGGUUCCUUCGAAUACCAGGACACCCCAGACCAUGACUAUGGUGGGGCUGCUCAGCCGGCCUCGGAGGGCACGCCAGCCAGCCUGGGAGCAGCUGUGUACCAGGAGAUCCUUCAGACGUCACAAAGCAUUGCCCGCAUGCAUCAGGCCUCCUCACGGGACCUGGCCUUUGCUGAGGACAAGAAGGAGGAGAAGCAGUUUCUAAAUGCCGAGAGUGCGUACAUGGACCCAAUGAAACAAAAUGGCGGCCCACUUACCCCUGGUACCAGUCCCACCCAGCUCGCCGCCCCUGUGUCCUUCUCCACCUCCACCUCCUCUGACAGCAGUGGGGGCCGAGUCAUUCCCGAUGUCCGUGUUACUCAGCAUUUUGCAAAGGAGCCUCAGGACCCCCUCAAGCUACACAGCUCUCCUGCCUCCCCCAGCUCUGCCUCCAAGGAAGUAGGCAUAACCUUUGCCCAGGGCCCUGGGACCCCAGCCUCCACAGCUGCGGCUCCUUGUCCAGCUGGCCUGCCACGAGGGUACAUGACUCCGACUUCCCCGGCAGGCUCUGAGCGCAGCCCUUUGCUCUCUUCCACUGGCCACAGCUAUGGACAGAGCCCAACCACUGCAAACUAUGGGUCUCAAACUGAGGAGCUACCCCAGGCCCCCCGUGGCCCUGCUGUCAGUGGACGGGCUGCCAGAGAGAAGCCCCUGAGUGUGAGUGAUGGCGAGAGUGGCACCCCGCAGACCUCCCGGGGAUAUUCCUACUUUGCAGGCUCCAGCCCCCCUCUCUCUCCAUCUUCUCCCUCAGAGAGUCCCACAUUCUCCCUGGUCCUGUCCCAGCAAGUCACUUCUCUACAAGGCCAGCCAGCCUUACAUGGCCACUGCACGCCCUGUGCCACCAAGCCCGCCCCUGGUGCCCUAGCAGCACCCACGGUGGCUCAGGGCACACAGACGCCACACCGACCCAGCACGCCUCACCUGGUACGGCAGCAGUCCCCUCAGGAUGCCCCCUUUAUGGUCAUCACACUGGGGUCAGAUGCCUCCAGCCAGACCAAGAUGGUCCAUGCCAGUGCCUCCACCUCCCCAGUGUGCUCACCCAUUGAAACCCAGCCCACCAACCACAGCUACAGCCAGACAACACCUCAGCUGCCCCCAGAGCCACCUGGGCCACCUGGCUUCCCGCGGGCAGCCAGUGCUGGUGCAGAUGGGCCCCUGGCACUAUACAGCUGGGGCGCCCUCCCUGCUGAGAACAUCUCCCUGUGCCGGAUCUCCUCUGUCCCUGGAACGUCUAGGGUCGAGCCCGGCCCCAGGCCCCCUGGCAGUGCCGUGGUAGACCUUCGCACAGCCAUCAAGCCCACGCCCAUCAUCCUCACUGACCAGGGCAUGGACCUGACCUCUCUUGCUGUGGAAGCGAGGAAGUACGGCCUUGCUCUGGAUCCAAUCCCAGGACGGCAGUCGACCGCUGUACAGCCUUUGGUUAUCAACCUCAAUGCCCAGGAGCAGACCCAUGCCUUCCUCAGCACCGCCACCACCGUGAGCAUCACCAUGGCCUCAUCUGUGCUCAUGGCUCAGCAGAAGCAGCCUGUGGUCUAUGGAGACCCCUUCCAGAGCCGACUGGACUUUGGCCAGGGUGCGGGUAGCCCCGUGUGCCUGGCCCAGGUCAAGCAGGUAGAGCAGGCAGUCCAGACAGCCCCUUACCGUGGUGGGCCCCGAGGAAGACCCAGGGAGGCCAAGUUUGCCAGGUAUAACCUGCCCAACCAGGUGGCACCUCUGGCCAGAAGGGAUGUUUUGAUCACUCAGGUGGGCACUGCCCAGAGUGUUGGCCUCAAGUCAGGCCCAGUGCCAGAGCCUGGUUCCGAACCCCAUCGGGCCACCCCCGCAGAGCUGCGGUCACACGCCUUGCCAGGUGCCAGGAAGCCACAUACAGUGGUGGUGCAGAUGGGAGAAGGCACAGCAGGCACUGUGACCACACUGCUCCCAGAGGAGCCGGCAGGUGCCCUGGACCUCACUGGGAUGAGGCCCGAGAGCCAGCUGGCGUGCUGUGAUAUGGUCUACAAGUUCCCCUUUGGCAGUAGCUGUACAGGUACCUUUCACCCCACCCCCAGCGCACCUGAGAAGAGUGUGGCAGAUGUUGCCCCACCCGGCCAAAGCAGCGGCCCCUUCUACAGUCCCCGGGACCCUGAGCCUCCCGAGGCCCCCACCUACCGGGCACAGGUGGUCGGGGGGCCUGGGCCCCAUGAGGAGCAGAGGCCCUACCCACAGGGCCUCCCUGGCAGGCUGUACUCCUCUAUGUCCGACACCAAUUUGGCUGAGGCUGGCCUCAACUACCACACCCACAGGAUUGGUCACCUCUUCCAGGGCCCUGGACGAGACUCGGCCAUGGACCUCAGCUCACUGAAGCACUCCUACAGCCUGGGCUUUGCAGAUGGACGCUACCUUGGGCAGGGCUUGCAGUAUGGUUCAUUCACGGACCUACGUCAUCCCACAGACCUUUUGACUCACCCGCUUCCCAUGCGGCGCUACAGCUCAGUGUCAAACAUCUACUCAGACCACAGGUAUGGCCCACGGGGAGAUGCAGCUGGAUUCCAGGAGGCCAGCCUGGCCCAGUACAGCGCCACCACGGCCCGUGAGAUCAGCCGUAUGUGUGCUGCCCUCAACUCCAUGGACCAGUACGGAGGGCGGCGUGGCAGCGGUGGUGGUGGCCCCGACCUCAUGCAGUAUCAGCCCCAGCCAGGGCUCAGUGCCCCGCAAGGUCUGGCUCCCCUCAGACCUGGCCUCCUUGGGAACCCCACCUUCCCGGAGGGCCACCCGAGUCCUGGGAACCUGGCCCAGUACAGGCCUACAGCAGGCCAGGGAACAGCAAUCAGACAGCUGCUGCCAUCCACAGCCACUGUGCGUGCAGCCGACGGCAUGAUCUACUCGACUAUCAACACUCCAAUUGCUGCAACACUGCCCAUCACCACCCAGCCUGCCUCAGUACUGCGGCCCAUGGUGCGUGGUGGCAUGUACAGGCCUUAUGCAUCCGGAGGAGUCACAGCCGUGCCACUCACCAGCCUGACACGCAUGCCCAUGAUUGCCCCCCGGGUACCUCUUGGGCCCACAGGGCUAUACCGAUAUCCUGUACCAAGUAGAUUCCCCACUGCUUCCAGCGUUCCACCUGCUGAGGGUCCUGUCUACCUGGGGAAGCCUGCUGCUGCCAAGGCCCCAGGGGCUGGGGGCCCACCAAGGCCAGAGCUGCCAGCAGGGGCUGCUCGGGAAGAGCCUCUUUCCACAGCCACCCCUGCUGCUGUCAAGGAGGCUGUAGCAGCCCCAGCCCCAGCCCCAGCCCCAGCGGCUGGCCAGAAGCCGCCGGUAGAUGCUGCUCCUGGGGGCGGCAGUGGGGCCCUCAGCCGGCCAGGGCUCGAGAAGGAGGAAGCAUCACAGGAGGAGAGGCAGCGGAAGCAGCAGGAGCAGCUGCUACAGCUGGAGCGAGAGCGGGUGGAGUUAGAAAAGCUGCGGCAGCUGCGGCUGCAGGAGGAGCUGGAGCGGGAGCGUGUGGAACUGCAGAGGCACCGCGAGGAAGAGCAGCUGCUGGUGCAGCGGGAGUUGCAGGAGCUGCAGACCAUCAAGCACCAUGUGCUGCAGCAGCAGCAGGAGGAACGGCAGGCUCAGUUCGCACUGCAGCGGGAGCAGCUAGCACAGCAGCGUCUGCAGCUGGAGCAGAUCCAGCAGCUGCAGCAGCAGCUGCAGCAGCAACUGGAGGAACAGAAGCAGCGGCAGAAGGCUCCCUUCCCUGUGGCCUGUGAGGCACCCGGUCGAGGGCCUCCCCCAGCUGCCACAGAGCUGGCUCAGAAUGGCCAGUAUUGGCCACCCCUGACCCACGCAGCCUUCAUUGCCGUGCCUGGGCCUGAGGGGCCUGGGCAGCCUCGUGAGCCCGUGCUGCACCGGGGUCUCCCCAGCUCCGCCUCGGACAUGUCACUGCAGACUGAGGAGCAGUGGGAGGCAGGCCGUAGUGGUAUCAAGAAGCGGCACUCCAUGCCACGCCUGCGGGAUGUGUGCGAGCCAGAGUCAGGGCCUGAGCCCUGUGUGGUCAGGAGGAUUGCAGACAGCAGCGUGCAGACGGAUGAUGAGGAUGGAGAGGGCCGCUAUCUCCUGACCCGGCGGCGCCGGGCACGGCGGAGUGCUGACUGCAGCGUGCAGACGGACGACGAGGACAGUGCCGAGUGGGAGCAGCCAGUGCGCCGCCGCAGGUCCCGUCUUUCUCGCCACUCAGACUCUGGCUCCGACAGCAAGCACGAUGCUACUGCCUCAUCAUCCACUGCCGCCCCCGCCGUGAGGGCCAUGAGCAGCGUGGGCAUCCAGACCAUCAGCGACUGCUCUGUGCAGACAGAGCCUGACCAGCUGCCCAGAGUCUCUCCAGCCAUCCACAUCACAGCUGCCACCGACCCCAAGGUGGAGAUCGUCAGGUACAUAUCGGCGCCAGAGAAGACUGGGCGUGGGGAGAGCCUGGCCUGCCAGACGGAGCCGGAUGGGCAGGCCCAGGGUGUGGCCGGGCCGCAGCUUGUAGGGCCAACUGCCAUCAGCCCCUACCUGCCUGGCAUCCAGAUGGUCACCCCAGGGCCCCUGGGCAGAUUCGAAAAAAAGAAGCCGGAUCCCUUGGAGAUUGGAUACCAGGCCCACCUGCCCCCGGAGUCUCUCUCACAGCUUGUGAGCCGCCAGCCUCCCAAGUCCCCCCAGGUCCUCUACUCACCAGUCUCACCCCUCUCCCCACACCGGCUCCUGGACACCUCCUUUGCUUCCAGUGAGAGGCUGAACAAGGCUCACGUGAGUCCCCAGAAGUACUUCACGGCUGACAGCGCUCUCCGCCAGCAGACACUGCCGCGCCCCAUGAAGACCCUGCAGCGGUCCCUGUCUGACCCUAAGCCCCUCAGCCCCACCGCCGAGGAGUCUGCCAAAGAGAGGUUCUCCCUCUACCAGCACCAGGGGGGACUGGGUAGCCAGGUGUCGGUGCUGCCACCCAACGGCCUGGUCCGCAAGGUGAAGCGGACACUGCCUAGCCCCCCUCCAGAGGAGGCUCACCUGCCCCUGGCUGGCCAGGCUCCCCCACAACUGUAUGCGGCCAGCCUGCUGCAGCGUGGGCUGGUGGGGCCCGCCGCUGUCCCUACCACCAAGGCCAGCCUGCUCCGGGAGCUGGACCGGGACCUGCGGCUGGUGGAGCACGAGUCCACCAAGCUGCGCAAGAAGCAGGCAGAGCUGGAUGAGGAGGAGAAGGAGAUCGACGCCAAGCUCAAGUACCUGGAGCUGGGCAUCACCCAGCGCAAAGAGUCUUUGGCCAGAGACCGGGGUGGCCGUGACUACCCGCCCUUGCGUGGUCUCAGUGAGCAUCGCGACUACCUGUCAGACAGUGAGCUCAACCAGCUGCGGCUCCAGGGCUGUGCCACUCCGGCUGGCCAGUAUGCAGACUUCCCUGUCACUGCCGCUGCUCCUGCCACUCCCUCCGGCCCCACUGCUUUCCAGCAAUCCCGGUUCCCACCUCCGGCGCCACAGUAUGCUGCAGGCAGCGGUGGGCCAACACAGAAUGGAUUCCCAGCCCACCAGGCACCCACCUACCCUGGCCCCAGCACGUACCCAGCACCUGCCUUUCCUCCCGGCACCAGUUACCCUGCUGAGCCUGGCCUGCCAAGCCAGCAGGCUUUCCGUCCCACAGGCCAUUAUACAGCCCAAACACCCAUGCCAACCACACAGAGCACCCUUUACCCAGUCCUGACUGACAGCCGUACCCCCCACCAGAAGCCACGCCAGACAUCACUAGCCGACUUGGAGCAGAAGGUGCCCACCAACUAUGAGGUGAUCGCCAGCCCUGUCGUGACCAUGUCUGCAGCCUCGUCUGAAACCAGCUAUAGUGGCCCAGCAGUAAGCAGCAGCUAUGAACAAGGAAAGGCCCCUGAGCUGCCGCGGGCCAGUGACCGUAGUGGUGUGAGCCUGAGCCCAGCCCCCACCUACCCCUCUGACUCACACUACACCAGCCUGGAGCAGAAUGUCCCUCGGAACUAUGUGAUGAUUGACGACAUCAGUGAGCUGACCAAGGACAGUGCUUCCACUGCCCCUGACAGCCAGAAGCUGGAGCCCCUGGGGCCGAGCAGCAGUGGGCGUCCAGGGAAAGAGCCAGGAGAACCAGGUGUCCUUGAGGGGCCCACACUGCCCUGCUGCUAUACCAGAGGGGAGGAAGAAUCCGAGGAGGACUCCUACGACCCCCGUGGGAAGAGCGGCCAUCACAGGAGCGUGGAGAGCAAUGGCCGACUAGCUAGCACCCACUAUUACAGUGACAGUGACUACAGACACGGGGCUCGAGCAGAGAAGUAUAGCCCAGGCCCCGUGGGGCCCAAGCAUCCCUCCAAGAGCCUGGCCCCGGCUGCCGUCUCCUCAAAGCGCAGCAAGCACCGGAAGCAGGGCAUGGAGCAAAAGAUCUCCAAGUUCUCACCUAUCGAAGAGGCCAAGGAUGUAGAGUCAGACCUGGCCUCCUACCCGUCCUCUGCAGUCAGCAGCAGCCUGGCCUCUCGGGGCAGGAAGUUCCAGGACGAAAUCACCUAUGGGCUCAAGAAGAAUGUGUAUGAGCAGCAGAGGUACUAUGGGGUGUCCAGCCGGGACCCAGUGGAAGAGGAUGACCGCGUGUACAGUGGGAGCAGCCGGUCCCGGGUGGCAUCUGCAUACAGCGGGGAGAAGCUCUCCAGCCAUGACGUCAGUGGCCGGGCCAAGGGAUACGAGCGGGAACGGGAGGCUGUGGAGCGACUUCAAAAAGCGGGCCCCAAGCCCUCAUCUCUGAGCAUGGCCCAUGGCCGGCCCCGGCCCCCCAUGCGGAGCCAGGCCUCUGAAGAGGAGAGCCCCGUCAGCCCUUUGGGGCGGCCUCACCCUGCUGGGGGCACCCUCCCCCCGGGGGACACCUGCCCACAGUUCUGCUCCAGCCACUCCAUGCCUGACGUCCAGGAGCAUGUCAAGGAUGGACCGCGAGCCCACGCGCAUAAGUGUGAGGAGGGCUACAUCCUGGAUGAUUCCCACUGCGUAGUUUCCGACAGCGAAGCGUAUCACCUGGGCCAGGAGGAGACAGACUGGUUUGAUAAGCCCCGGGAUGCCCGCUCUGACCGGUUCAGGCACCACGGGGGCCACGCAGUCUCCUCCUCCUCCCAGAAGCGAGGCCCUGCCAGGCACGGCUACCACGACUACGAUGAGCCCCCCGAGGAGGGCCUGUGGCCACACGAUGAGGGUGGCCCAGGCCGCCAUGCCUCAGCCAAGGAACACCGACACCAUGGUGACCACGGGCGGCACUCAGGCCGCCACACUGGCGAGGAGCCGGGACGGCGUGCUGCCAAACCACACGUUCGAGACCUGAGUCGCCAUGAGGCCCGGCCUCACCCUCAGCCCAGCCCUGCCCCGACCGUGCAGAAGAAGGGUCAGCCUGGGUACCCCAGCUCCGGUGAAUAUUCACAGCCAUCCCGUGUUCCAUCAGCGUACCAUCAUGCCUCUGAGAGCAAGAAGGGCUCCCGGCAGGCCCACUCAGGGCCCGCUGCACUGCAGCCAAAGCCAGAACCCCAGCUGCAGCCGCAAGGUCGGCAGGCAGCUCCAGGUCCACAGCAGUCACAGCCUCCUCCAUCCAGGCAGACGCCCUCAGCAACAGCAUCACGCCAGCCGCAGACACAGCAGCAGCAGCAGCAGCAGCAGCAGCAGGGUCUCGGGCUACAGCCUCUGCAGCAGGCCCCUUCGCAGGCCCGCCUGCAGGAGCAGGGCCAGCCAGCUGCUCGGGGUCCGGCCCCCGCUGCCAGCCAGCCAGCAGGGAAGCCUCAGCCAGGGCCCUCGACAGCCACAGGCCCGCAGCCAUCAGGGCCACCGCGGGCAGAGCAGGCGAACGGCUCUAAAGGGACUGCCAAAGCACCCCAGCAGGGGAGACUUCCUCAGGCCCAGCCACCACCAGGACCUGGACCUGCAGGCAUGAAGGCUGGAGCCAAGCCUGGAGGGACCCCAGGGGCUCCUGCCGGCCAGCCAGGUGCCGACGGGGAGAGUGUGCUCUCCAAGAUCCUCCCUGGUGGGGCAGCAGAGCAGGCCGGCAAGCUGACGGAAGCUGUGUCUGCUUUUGGCAAAAAAUUCUCCUCCUUCUGGUGACCAUGCCCUGCAGGGCUCUUGAAGAAAUGAAGGGAGAUGAUAUCAUUGCUGUGGAAAAAUCUCUGGAGUCAGAGGCCUGGGCGCAGCUCUGGACUCUGCGUAUAACAGUGAGUAUCAGGACUAGGGUUGGGUGAGGCAGAGGAGGGAGUGAAGGGCCAAGGCCUAGCUGACCAGACUGACCCAGUUCCUGUAAGUGUGAGCCAGGAGGGACCUGGUGGGCUUCCUUCAGCUAGGAUGGGCCCAGCUGCUACCUGGGAGGCAGAGACAACUGAGCUGGCUGAGGUGAGUCAGGUAAGUAACCUUGGGAAAGGGGCCCGGCAGAGCAAACCGUGCCCCACAACUUGGGGUCUGUACACUAGGCACUGAUUCCAAAGCCCCGUCCUUGAGGCCUAGUGCUGGGACCUUUGCUCCAGACAUUCAGAUGAGGCUGGAGUCCUCAAACCCUGCAGAGCUUAGCACUCCUUGGUGUGACGUCAAGAUACAAUUGGCUUCACAGGCUGAGUUCAAGACCUGCAAGGUGGAAAAGCAGAAUGAGUGGAGAGGCAGACAGGAAAGGGAUGGAGCGGAAAGGGAGGUCACCCAGACAGGAGUCUCAGCUCCAGACCAGGUCAGCCCAGGGAGAGAGUGGAAGGGCCUCAGGAUGGGAGCCCUGGCUCUCUCUGGGCUGCAAUGGCCAAAGCAGGAUCUGAAGCCUCUGCCUAGAGCCUCCUCUGGACCUGGCCUUACCUCUGGGCGGGAAGGAGGAAGCGGUACAUCAUGCAGGAUGGCAGGGAGGGUAGGCUGGCUGUUGGUGCUGCUCUGCGCACAGCCAGGGACCACCUCCUCCCAUUCCAUAGCCUUGGGACCCUCUUCCUACCGCGCCUUUGCGAAUUCUACUGUUAAAGAGUAUGGAGGUGUGGGUGCUUCUCAUAGUGAGCAGGUGUGUGUUUGGCAGGGCCAGGCACUCAACAAGCAAAUCACGAGGGAGCGCUGGGGCCAGCAAGGGCCUCUGCCCAGGCCUGGCCUGCUUGUGGGAGGGAGCUAGGUGUAGUGCCAAAAGGGCCACCUAUCUCUGGAGGACUAGCAGGGAAACUGGAAAGGUCCAGUUUCCCAUCCAUUUAUUCAUUUAUUCAAUAAAUGUUUGUCAGGCCCUAGGUAGGUGCUGGGCCCUGUUCUGAGUUCUGGGGAUCCAGCAGGGAACAAGACCAAGUCCCUGCCCUCUCAAGCUGACAGCCCGUUAAGAGGGGCAGAGAAUAAAUAAGUUUUUAAAAAAUGAGAUUAAAAGAUAAUUUCUGAAGGUUAUAAGUGUUCUGAAGCCAGGGACACAGGGUUAUGGCAUGGAGGGGGCCACUCUAGAGAAAGUGGUCAGUGAUGGGUAAGGCUCAAGGGAGGAGAAGAGGCUGCUGUGGGAUGUGCCCAGUGAGGGAACAGCACCCGCAGAGGCUCUGAUGAGACAGAUAGGCCUCAGGGACAGACAAAAGGCCAGCACAGCUAGAUCCACAGUGGAGGGGAGAGAUGGUCGGGGUGACGUCAGAGGGGGCAGGAGCCAGCUGGGGUGGGCUUUGUAGGCGAAAGUAAAGAGCCCGGAACUUAUUCUAAUUAGAGUAGCCACAGUGCAGCACCUCAGUGUUCUUCCUGCCUUCACCCCACGACAGCAGGCUCCCUGACACUUUCCCACCCAGCUGGAUGUUUCCUCUGAGUUGCCCUGAAACAGGUAUGAAAUCAGAAGUUGUGCUGAAGGGAGGGGAAAGAGGGGCAGCCCAUGGACCAGGUCUAUGGCAGGACCCACCUUGGGUGUAGGGCACUGUUACCAGGGAGGGAAAGGAACCACUUGCGUCGUUCCUUUUGUUCUGUGUCCUGUCACACGAUGUGCGUGGGCUACUGAGACCACUAACUUUGUAAUUAAAAGAAUCACCCUCAAGUUCUGGCAUUUGGCUGAGUGGGCCAAGCGGUCAGUGCUUCUGUGAGUGUCUAUCUCCUGGUGUCUUCUGUGGAAAUUUCAGAAGUGGGCUGGGAGAGGCUUGUUGUUUUAAACAAAAUCCCAUCUCCCUCACUCUUAAGAAACAAAAAGCAACUUGUGUUAAAGAAAUGGCCCUUCCUGGCCAACCUGAUUCUUUCUUCCUGAUCUUCUCUUUAUGACCUCAAACCUGCCCAAGCACCCCUCUUCCCCAGCCUCAGUGGGGUGGGAUCCCAUGGGUGAGGAGGAGCCAGGCCGUCAGCUUGUGGCAGAAGCUGGAAGGAGUGCGGGCGGGAAGCAGCUGUCCACAGUUCUUGACAAAAUUCUUCUGUCUUUCCUGUUUCCUUUCCCCCUCCCCCCUUUUCUCCUCCAAGCAUCUACAAUCUGGCAAACCUUGGCCCAAAGACUCACACCAGGUGGGACGUGGCAGGCGGGCCUCAGUUGAGGACGGGAUGUUUUCUAACAGCAGCUGCCGGGGUGAAACAUCUGUUGGUCAAGUGGGACCAUUGGCCCAGGGGGACCUGUGAUUGUCUUUCCAGAGACCCUGCUCUCCUCAGGGCACCACCUUCAAGGCAUAGCCGUCGUUGGGAGGGAGGAACCCUCUCUUCAGGCCCUGUCACGCGGCAGUCUUGCUGCUCUUCCCACAGCCGCCUUCCGCGGCCUGGCCAGCCAGGCUACCAAUGCGUUAUACACAGAGUUUGGGCGCGCGCAGCCUGUUUUUGACGGACGCUGCCCUCCCUCCACAAUGCCAGAAGUUUUUCCACAGCCUUGGAGAGGGGCUUUGACUGAGGGCUGGGGGCCCUGGGCUCCGUUUCCUUCACAUUCCAGCUGGCCCAGAUCCCUCUGUGGCCACAGGGCCCUGCCCCCUUCACCCUGCCCCCUGGGUGACACCGGAGCAGACUUCCAUGUGGCUAGCGUGGGAUUGGGAGAACUUUACAAACAUUAGGACCUAACACUGUCUCAUCGCUGAAAUAAGAGGCCAUAGCACCGAAAAGCAGCGUGGGCGCUGGCUGAGGCUUCUCCCAGCCCGUGGGUGGCCGCGUGCUAGCACGCCCGCCACCAUCUUCAAAGCCAUCACCCCCAGUCAUCGUGAGCAUCCCAGCGGCACCACCAUUGUCUCGACCAGCCGGCUCCUCAUUCGUACACCUGGGGAUUUCUUUUGAUUUCAAGAACAGCCUUAAUUAUUUCAGUUUGAUUUAAGUGUAUACCUCAUAAACAUUGUUCUUUUAUUUCUCCCCCCACCCUUUCUCUCUUCGCUCUCUCGGCUCACCUCCUUGCCUCUCCCCUCCACCACCACGUUGUGACUGAUGGUUUGGUUCCCUCUCUGCUCUGCCCCUGCUCAGCAUGGGGAGAAUAUUGACUUAGAAGCAAUAGUGGGCAGCAGGCCACCAAGAGCACAACCCCAGGGCGGGGUCUAGGGAGGCCCCUCAGCCCGCCUCUGUUUACCGUGCAACUCCAGUCCUUCUUAAGCCAUCACCAGUGGACAUGCUCAGAGCAGAGGGGCCAGGGCUUCUGCCAGCCAAGGGAAGGGCCCAGGGCCCUGUGCUGGGGAGUGUGGCACCGUCCAUCCACCUGGUGGACUGGGCAGUGUUCCUCCCUGAGGCCCUUCCCUUAGGGGCCUCCCUUCACCUUGGGCACAGCCACAAGUCUCAUCUCUAAUGUUCUAUGCAAUGAAAUAUAAACCCUCAAAGACAACUGUUAAUAUUUAUUAAAUUCUGUGUUAUGUAUAAGGAGUUAAUUGCAAACCUGCAAUUGAGAAACUGGAUAGAUAUGCUCAUAUCAAACCCCUCGCUCCCUUCCCCCUCCCCUGCUCCCACUGUGUGUGUGAAAUUCUCAGUCUGUGGCAUGUUCGACCUGUGGCAGGACUCGCUGCUGCCAGGCGAGUCACCGCCUGUCCCGCAGUGGAGCAUGCACAGCUCGCAGCUUCUUUGCACGAUUUCAUCCAUUUUCAAUGCUCGACCCUCUUGCUUGGAGUUCUUUUUGUCUCAGAACCUCUCCUUCAGGAGUGCUUCUAGCUAACUUCUGCACGAGCUAGUGAGGACCCGCCGGAAUUGCUGCCUGAGCAUGCCAGGCUGUGGGCCCGGCAGUACAAGGCCCCACACCCUCUGCAGGUUUCUCUGACCAAGAUGUCUCUGAGGAGACAUGUGGUUGGGAGCCUGCACAGGAUGUGUGCGUGUGAACAUUCGGAAGGUUUGCUGUAGGAUUUCCAUCUGUAAGUCACUCCCCCACUUAUCCCAGCCCUGAGCCAGAGACAUCUGGUCGCCCCUUCCCAGCAGGGCACUGCUGAAGAGCAGAGCUGGGCUGCGUCUGUAGCCAGAGGGACAGAGGCCAAGGGUAGGGCCCAGCUCCUGACUGCACUUCUCCUUUGUGGCUGGGAGGCUCAAAGGUCUGUGAGCCAGGAGAUCUGGCCAGGGGGCCAGAGAAUGCUCAGGAAGAGCUGGAGUUUUGGCAUUUGUGGUGAGGACAGCUGACAGUGUCAUCUUUGAUCAGAGUGCAUAUUCACAUAGACAGUGGCUUCAAGCUGAGUUUCUUGGGAAGCUUCUCAAUAACAAAACUUACAGAAGGUUCUGUUGUGACACUCUCUGCAUCUGUCUCCAGGACCUAAACUCCCUGCCAGCCACUAUCUCUGAAGCCUAAGUAUCCCACUGCUCAUCAGCUUCUCUAAGACUGAGCCAAGAGUGUGGCAGGUGGUAGCUGCCCGACCCCUCCAGGCCUGGCCUUCCUCCAGAGUGCUCUGGUUUGCACCGUGCAUUUCUCAGGGGUCCACAUUUCUCAUUCUUUCCCAUAAGGUCUACAAACCCCUUCAGAGAGGGAUCCUGGCCCACCUCUGGCAGCUGUGGAUGAGAUAGGAGGCUGUCAACCCUUGUGUUGGGCCUAAGACCCUGCCCUUCUGGAUUUGGGCUUCACCCAUCCAACGGGACACCUGCCUCAUCCCAGAGAUCAGGCCUGGGCUGUAUGAGGCCAUCUGUGCAAGGGCUGAAGGAGGCCACCAUCUGGCACCUCUGACCACCCAGGGCCAGGUCUUUGUGGGGAUGUGCCUAGUGGCUGGAUACAUGAGGGACUAAUGCAGCGAUCCUCCCGAUAAAAGGCCAAGGGAUGGGACCAGGAGCAGGGAACAGGCAGGGAGAUGACAGCAGGUCAGCCUCCAUCAAAGCUAGUUUCACGCUCUCCAAUGUUGACGCUUCAGCAAAUCUCCUUUCUGGCCAAGCUUUCUGAGUUUGAAAUUUCUGACAUCUGCCACUCCCUAACCCCCAGUGUAUCCACAGGACACAUCUGUGCCUAUCACCCCUUGUGAAGGUGGCUGGAGCAGGCCUCUGGGCCACAGGUGUCCUGGCCCUUGUGUGGAUACAGCUGUGGCUCUGGGGGCCAGAGGCUGAGGGACCAGCAUUCGAUGCCUUGGGCAGUGGGGAGCACCAAGCACAUUUCCACAUGGGCAAGGGGUUCUCUGGGAUGCAAUCCAGGCCUUCUCUACACCCUCCCCCGACCCAGUGUCAUGAACAAGGGCACUGCCGCCUCUGUCUACUUCAGGGCCUAAUGCAUUCACAGUGACACCCCGCUUCCCCACCAUCCACUUAGUCCUUGGGAAGAGAGGGUGGUCUCAGGGCCCAUGAUGACUGGGCAGCAGUGGCAGCAACCAUGGCCUGUCUUCUGGAGCCUGUGGGGAGUUUUCCAGGCAGAUUCUUUACCAUGACAACAAGGUCCUCGCCUGUUGGCCCCUCCCUUGCCCUCGUGCCCCCUCCCCCCAUUCUGUAAAUACUUGUCAUUGUGGACUCCGACAGGGUCAGAGGGACAGGCCUGACCAACUGAAACUCCUCAGAGAUAUCACUUCUGUCUCCCUGGGUACCAGCAGCCCUGCUGCCAUGUGCACUGGGGUGGCACUGGAGAGCCAUGGAAGUCAUGAGAUAUUGUGUGUGUGUGCAUGUGAACAAGUGUGUGAGUGUGUAUGUGUGUGUGUGUCUGCCUCAUUUGGCCUCUGGGAUCAAAUCAGCUCCUUCUCUCUAAGUGCAGUGCCCUGGAGAGUGGUGGCCGCCCAAUGCCUUUCCUCUGCUAGCUUCCAUGUCUUGUUUUUGCUUCCCCCUCACUCCUUCCCUGCCUCCCUUCUUUCCUCUCUCCCUUUCUUUCCUUCUCUCCUUCUUUAUUUGAGGGGGGAAGAGUGCUGUACAAAGUCAAACAAACAAGUUUACAGUUGUAAGUGCAAUGAAUGACCCGAGUCCUCCACAUGACCUUGUGAAUCGUGUGCCGUCCUCCUGUGCUCUGUGAGAACUCGUGGUACUUCAGUGUCCCUCCCCCUGUAUUGUAACAAGGUAAUUCUGUGGUAUCAGAAUAAAAGGACUUGAUAUAAACAACCUACA
This is a messenger RNA of Lagenorhynchus albirostris (white-beaked dolphin), 17157 nucleotides long. RefSeq names its product bassoon presynaptic cytomatrix protein (gene BSN). The transcript has 10 exons. Bases 1 to 10869 code for a protein of 3622 amino acids. Gene Ontology annotation, molecular function: metal ion binding; structural constituent of presynaptic active zone. Gene Ontology annotation, cellular component: GABA-ergic synapse; cytoskeleton of presynaptic active zone; axon. NCBI's taxonomy places the organism in Eukaryota, Metazoa, Chordata, Mammalia, Artiodactyla, Delphinidae. The record is from RefSeq and is a predicted model, not a curated record. Gene Ontology annotation, biological process: presynaptic active zone assembly; protein localization to synapse.